Fonsecaea monophora is the source of this 903-nucleotide messenger RNA. RefSeq lists its product as hypothetical. Bases 1 to 903 code for a protein of 300 amino acids. The transcript is spliced from 2 exons. Lineage: Eukaryota; Fungi; Ascomycota; Eurotiomycetes; Chaetothyriales; Herpotrichiellaceae. The record is from RefSeq and is a predicted model, not a curated record.
AUGGCCUCAUCGAUGGCUGCAAUAGAACAAACCGCACCUUCCUACGAGCAGCGUCUUGCCCUCUCGCGCGUUCUGCUUAGUCUAUUCAGAUUGAUUGAUCAAGAUGUGGUCUUCAACACUAAGGUGAGGGAGAACGAAGGGUCGGUGAUGGACCUCGAUGAGGGCGACAUCCAGCAACACUCUGACAUGGACCUCGAGGAAGGCGAAAUCCCACCACACACUGACGUGGACCCCGAAGAAGAUUCCCAGCACCCAGAAGAGCUAACCAUGCAUAGUGUGCUCGCUGAUGCACUGCAGUAUCUACAGUUUCGAAAACUUGGCGUCAUCAGAAGCACAAAUGCCCGACGAUACUCUUGGGACGAACUUGUCACAUCUCUCAAGGAACACCUGUCGCCCACCGUGAAUAUCCAAUGGUAUUACGGAGUCGAGCGCGCAGUGAGAAUAGUUCUUGUGCAGAUAGAGAAGGGAGUCUGGCCGAUCGAGCCUAUAGCGCGGUACGAGUGCAGCACGGACACUGACGGUACGUAUGUCGACGCGAACGCGACAAGCAGUGCGGAAGACAGCACGCAAAGCGACCUCUCUUCUGAGAGCGACGAUCUAGUUGGGCCUCCCGAGACCCAGAACUUCACGAGGCCCGUCCUGACAAUGCGACCUACAGGUGUCGUCGCUGCUGUUGUCACCAGCCCCCGUGCGAUGAGCAUAUCUCCAGUGGAGAGUAAUUGCUCCAUCACGCCAAGUGAAAGCGCCUCGCAAGUAGCUAGCAAAGAGCAUCGUGGGAGAGAAUUCGUCAACCCGACAAUGCCAUGGUCUCGAUAUGACCAAUUGGUUGCGUUGGAAAAAGUAUCGCGGAGAGCAUCGCGUGAGACGAUACAGAAACCCGACAAUGACAUGGUCUCGACGUGA